This is a messenger RNA of Dendrobium catenatum, 2209 nucleotides long. Its product is annotated as villin-5. Gene Ontology annotation, biological process: cytoskeleton organization; actin filament severing. The transcript is spliced from 13 exons. Bases 206 to 1786 code for a protein of 526 amino acids. Lineage: Eukaryota; Viridiplantae; Streptophyta; Magnoliopsida; Asparagales; Orchidaceae. The record is from RefSeq and is a predicted model, not a curated record. Gene Ontology annotation, molecular function: actin filament binding.
UCCAAUCUGGUGCAAGCAUCUCCUUGCAUCACACCCAAAAAAAUAAGGAAAAUUUCUUGCGGAAAAAAAAAAUGUAAAAAACUUGCGGAUUGUGAUCUAUACAACAAAGGAAAAACGUUCACUACUUGUCGCUUGAGUCGAACGCAGCGAAGCAGAUUAACGAAGAGGAAAAGAAUUCGCGAGGUUGAGGCGGCUGGGAAGAUGAAUGUCUCCGUUUGUUUGUAAAAAUAGGGUGAAAUUGAAGUUAACGACACGGGCGCCGCGAGAAGAAAGGGCUGAUGCUAUUUCAAUAGCUUAUAAGAUGGCUCUAUCUUGUAAGUCUCGGGCAGUUCAGGUUCAUAUAUUUGAAGGAAGGGAACCUCUCCAAUUCUGUGCCAUCUUCCAGAGAUUUAUAGUGUUGAAGGGUGGCUAUAGCUCUGGGUAUAAGAAAUUCAUUUCAGAGGGAAACAUUGUUGAUGAUUCGUAUAAAGAAGAUGGAACUGCUCUUUUUCGCGUUCAAGGUUUGGGACCAGAUAUUAUGCAAGCCAUCCAAGUUGAUGCGGUGGCAUCUUCUUUGAAUUCAUUAUACUGUUUCAUACUCCAGGCUUGUAAUGCCCUUUACACAUGGGCUGGAAACCUUACUACCUCAGAGGAUCAUGAACUUCUGGAAAGGCAACUAGAUCUGAUAAAGCCAAAUUUGCAGUACAAGCCUCUGAAAGAAGGAGCAGAAACGGAGCAAUUUUGGGAUUUACUUGGGGGUAAAAGAGAACACCCCAAUGAAAAAAUUGCAAAACAACCCGCAAGUGAUCCUCACCUUUUCUUUUGCUCCUAUUCUCAAGGCACAUUGAAGGUCAAUGAAGUUUUCAACUUUAGUCAAGAUGAUUUGAUGACAGAAGAUAUCUACAUUUUGGACUGUCAAUCAGACAUCUUCGUCUGGGUUGGGCAGCAGGUGGAUUCCAAGAGUAAAUUGGAGGCUUUAAACAUAGGAAAGAAAUUUCUUGAACGUGAUUUCCUUAUGGAGAAGUUAUCUCGAAAAACUCCAAUAUUUAUUGUUACAGAGGGAAGUGAACCUCAAUAUUUCACUCGCUUUUUCAGUUGGGACUCUUCCAAGUCAGCAGUGCAUGGUAAUUCAUAUCAAAGGAAGCUUGCCAUAGUAAAACAUGGAGUCACUCCAGUAAUAACUAAAUCCAAGCGGCUUUUACCAACGUACAGUGGAAGGUCAAUUUUAACGGACAAAUCUCCACGUUCCCGAAGUGUUUCCAGCACCGCAGACAGACAUCGUCCAAGAGGAAGAUCUCCUGCCUUCAAUGCAAUAGCUUCUACGUUUGAGAAUCUGAACUCCAGAAAUUUCUCAACUCCUCCAGUUGUUGGAAAAAUUUAUCCAAAAUCUUCACUAUCAGAUACAAAGACAGCUCCUCGUUCUGCAGCAAUAGCUGCACUAACUUCUUCUUUUGAAUCGGCAGCACAAUCAUCUGGGCAACCAUUAUCUAGAGUGAGGCUUCCAGUUAGAACUACUAAAGCAGAGUCCACAGACAAUGGAAGCGCAUUGAGUGGCCGAAUUGGAAAUCUCACCAUAAGCGAAGAUCCAAAAGAGGAAGUCAAUGAUGAAGAAGAUCUUCCUACUUACCCUUAUGAAUGCUUAAUAACAUCAUCCACAGACCCUGUUACAGAUAUCGAUGUAACCAAACGAGAAGCAUAUCUAUCUUCUAUUGAGUUUAAAGCGAAGUUCAAUAUGAGCAAAAGUGCUUUCUACAAGCUACCAAAGUGGAAGCAGAACAAGCUGAAAACAGCUCUUAAGUUGUUCUGAUAGAACUGCUUGCUUUUCUCUGCUUGCUCAACAUUGAAAAGCUCUGAGGAGAUGAGAAGGCUGCUUAUGCAGCUGGGAAAGCCAAGCACAAACUUUUUCACCGAUGCAAGAUGGUGGAAAUUUGGUGAUCAUUGAGGAAUUUUGUAGAUGAAGUAAUUCAAUCUCAACAGAGCUUAUCUUUUUGGCUCUCUUUGAUUUGAUGUUCUCUGUGUAGACCAUUUUAUCAGCCAUUUCAAAUUUUUAAUUGUAUAGUUUCAGGAUAGUUUCACAGUUUUUUGGGUAGGUAGUUUAAUUGCAAUUAUUUUUACUUGAGAAAAGUAAUAUUUUACUAUGUAAUAUUUGUGCAAUGUAAUUAAGGAAUCAAGAGCUUGUAUGGAGGCAUGGAGUUGCUCUUGGCGAGCAAUGAAAAAUUUACUUUCUUUU